Messenger RNA from Neohortaea acidophila, 1601 nucleotides. RefSeq lists its product as uncharacterized. The record is from RefSeq and is a predicted model, not a curated record. The transcript has a single exon. Bases 121 to 1461 code for a protein of 446 amino acids. Gene Ontology annotation, molecular function: hydrolase activity, acting on carbon-nitrogen (but not peptide) bonds. Lineage: Eukaryota; Fungi; Ascomycota; Dothideomycetes; Mycosphaerellales; Teratosphaeriaceae.
CAGACAAAUUAUACCUCAAAUCCGCCCCGUUCUGAAUCUUGCAGGUAACUUAUAACACAUACUUUCGCAGCCUCGCAAUUAUACGUCUCGACUCCAUUGUAACCCCGCUCUAUCCUCGCAAUGAGAAGAUACAACGACGCCUCGAGCGAUCAGCUUUCAAACGACAGCAAGCAUGUCUUCACCAUCCACACCGACUGCCUCUUCGACUCAAAGGAAAAGAAAUUCCUCAAAGACACAUCCAUUACCAUCAACCCCAAAACCGGCCUAAUAACAAAAGUCUACAUCCGCACCCAACCGCUCCCGGCCUCCAUCGCCGCCCCAGACAUCGACCUCAGAGGCAAAUGCGUGCUCCCGGGCUUCGUAGACGCACAUACCCACAUCUUCCUGCACGCGUACGCCGACACCCCCGCCCUCAACCAAAUGCGCGACGAAAGCCUCGUCGAGCGCGUCAUCCGCGCAACCAACCACGCCCGCUCCGCGCUCCUCGCCGGCUUCACCACGUACCGCGACCUCGGCACCGAAUCCGCGCAGGACGCCGACGUGCAUCUCCGCAACGCCAUCAACCGCGGCAUCAUUCCGGGGCCGCGGAUCUUCUGCGUUACGGAAGCGCUGGCUUCGUCGGGCGGGUACGAGGUGCGGUUGGAGAAUGAGAUUGGGGGAGCGAGGGCGCCUCGGAUCGCGGAUGUGUGUGAUGGGCCGGUGGAGUGUAGAGCUGCUGUGCGAAGACGUUUGGGCGCUGGAGCGGAUGUGAUUAAGUUUUAUGCGGACUAUCGGAAACGCGCGCUGCGCUUUCCCGCGAGUACGUGGCCUGGGUGUCCGGAUGUAGCAUUUCCGCCCGAGCAGCCGCAAGACGAGCGGAAUCCGAGUCUACUGCUGUUCAAUCAAGAGGAAAUGGAUGCGAUUGUUGCCGAAGCGAAAGUUGCUCGCGCGCCGGUUGCGGCGCAUGCGGCGACGGCGGAGGGAGUGGCGAUGGCUGCCAAAGCAGGAUGUACAACGGUAGAGCAUGGGUUCGAGGACAUGGAGGGCAGCGGGGCGAUGGAGGCCAUGCUUGAGCACGGCACGAUCUUCGUUCCCACCUUGGCGGUCGCGGAGUUGUUCAUUGACGUGAAGCCUGUGCUGGCGCAGGUGAAGAAGGCUUUUGAGCAUGGGAUUCGUUUGGCUUGUGGUGGGGAUACUGGCCCCUUCCCGCACGGCGAGAAUGCGCGCGAGAUGGAAUUGAUGGUGAAGGCUGGCGUCCCGCUCGAAGAAGUUCUGACGGCGGCGACAUUGCACGGGUGGAUGGCCUGUGGAGGGGACUGGUGCGGCAGGAGGUUUGGUUGGCUUGGGGAGGGCUGGGCAGCGGAUUUGGUGGCAUUAGAUGGGAACGUGAGACGUGACUUCCAGGCGGUGAGGAAGGUGGAGUUCGUGAUGAAGGAUGGAAGGGUAUGGAAGAGAGACGGAUCCGCUGUGGGGAUGUUUUGAAUCUAAAUCAUAUCGUCGUGAUGCGGUCAAUCAGGGCAGUGCCUGGGCGGUCGUAACCAUCCCUCUGCGUUCUGCUUAAUACCCGCCGGCAUCGUCUGCCUCAGCCCAUGUGCAUUUCACCGUCUGCGCUGCGGUCGAGC